This is a messenger RNA of Verticillium alfalfae VaMs.102, 1894 nucleotides long. Its product is annotated as SWIRM domain-containing protein. The record is from RefSeq and is a predicted model, not a curated record. The transcript has a single exon. Gene Ontology annotation, molecular function: protein binding. The coding region runs from base 1 to 1164 and encodes 387 amino acids. Lineage: Eukaryota; Fungi; Ascomycota; Sordariomycetes; Glomerellales; Plectosphaerellaceae.
AUGAGCAGCGCGCACCAACACGCUUCCGCGGCAUUGACCGCCGAUGCCCUUAAGAAGGGCUUCGAUUUCACCAGUCUCAUGUCGCCACCCGAUCCGACUCCUCUCGACAGCUUCAAUCACUCUGCGCAGGUCAGCCCAAUGGCUACGCCUGCGCAGGAAGCCGCUGGGGAUGCACUCAGGAUGCCCAUGUCGCCACCAGUCUCGCCACUCACGAAAGCCGCAAACAACAAUGCUGCCGCAGCUGCCGCAAGCCAUACCGAAAAGGAUCCCAUUCUUUUCCCUCGCGACGACCUGUCUUUGAGCCCACCUCAGCAGCCUCUCUUCCCUGCACAUGAGACUGCCUCUCACCGGCGCCUCGUCGAUGAACACAUCGCUUCCAGAGACACGACCACUUUCCGCCGUUCUCCACCGCCCAAACGUGAGGAAUACGAAUUGGUCCUACAAUUCAGAUCGAAGGUCAUUGAGAUGUACAGCAAGGACCCUCAAGGUUGGCUGAAGAGGGAGAAGAAACAGUUGGUGCUCGACAGGAAAACGAGCCAGAACAGGGCAGACAAACGAUACAUUGCUCUAGCUCCGGCCAAGUCGACCAAGCUGUCCGCCAAAGUGUCUGCCACAAAGACCGUGAGGACUCCUGCUGCCAAGCCCGACCGUGUCGUCAAGCCCGCUCAUGGCCCCCGCCCGGCCCCCGCUGUCGCCAGGGCUCGCCCGACCAACUCGACACCCAAGAAGACUCGGGUCACGAGCGCCACACCGGAACCUAGCCGUCGCAUCGUCGCACCCAACCGGGAGGAUCGCGACUUCGCAUCCUUGCCUGAUCUCUGUCCGCCACUCUCGUCUCUUCCCGACAAGACCAACAGUCUGAAGGUGGAUUGGAAGGGCACCGCGGUCGAUCUCUCCAAUGACCCCAAUGCUCACCACCUUCACCCCGAUGAGGUGACAUUGGCAGCAGCACUGCGACUCGACUGCGCUACAUACCUCACCAGCAAGCGUCGGAUCUUCAUCCGUCGCCUCGAAUGCGCCAGAAUCCAGAAGGAGUUCCGCAAAACGGAUGCUCAGCAAGCCUGCAAGAUUGACGUCAACAAGGCAUCCAAACUCUGGACAGCAUUUGAUAAGGUUGGCUGGCUGGACAUCAAGUGGAUGGCGCCCUUUGCCUCCUCGAUGUAAACCGGCUACUCUUCAGCAGCAGCAAGGUGGAUGAUCCGGUAUACUCUAUCGGUUGCCAUCUCCUCUCUACAAGCACACGGAUUCAUGAUUUAACCGUUUCACGACUCGAAUCUUACGUUCAAUGAUUGGUUUUGCAUUCAGCGACAACGGGACCUGCCUGUUUCUUUUCCUUAUUCGACCCGCUCCAUAUUUCAGGGCUCUGCAGCCCGAUAUGUGGUGUUCGAUGUCAUGGUCUUUUCUCCUCUCUUUUGUCACAAGCUGCCAGGUCAGGCAGUGGUUCAUUCGGCACCACAUGACGAUAUGGUCACGUCCAGCAUUAGGGAUUCUCAUCACCAUGAUACCCGGAGUGUGCGACAUACAUCUGAUUCCCCAGUCUUGUCACCCCCCUCACUCCAUUUUUCAUUUCCUUAUUUUUCUUCACUUGUUGGUUGUUUGGGCAUAUGGAAUAUGGUUUUCUCGGACAUACCCCGCUUUUCUGUGGCUUGGGAAGUGAGCGAGAUGCAUGUUUUUGGCGUUUGAUAGCCUCGAGAAGAGAUUGCGGCCUGCAGCCGAAGAAAUAUACAUCCGAAGGAGGUUUUGAUUUCCAGAGUCCUUGGAAAGGCUUUUUAUUGUUUGUAGCUGCAGGAACUAUUCCUCUCGAGGUAUUCAACAUGAUUCUCGAGGGAGAACGGAAGUUAAAGAAUCGGCGGCAAUCAGUCGCCAAUUCAUUCGAUCAACACUGAAUCUAUGC